UCUCCCAACCUUUACACUCUGAAUCAAUAGGCCCUGCGCCUUUGUCUCCCCUUGCCAGGAGUAAUAUUCAUCAAUGUCUUCAGUGCCUUUUUGUUGUUUGUCUCAUGUCUCCGUUACACCCCUCAUCUGAAUUAAACCCGAUGAGAGGUUUGUUUGCCUCGCAUAGUGGAGCGUCCUUUCAAGGAUCGGCAAUUAAUGUGUUUUUGCUGCUUAGUCGGCGCUAAAUGCAAGGCCCUGACCUCUGUUUGUGGAAGCCCCAUAUGUGAUCAGAGUGCUCAGUGUCUCUGUCCUUUUUUAAAUGAGCCUGUAACAAAUGGCUUUCUCCUGUCUAGUUGGUUUUAAUCAAGAAUUUGUCUCUUUGUGGAUUGCGAUGGGGUAGCAAUGCUAAUGGCAGAGCAUUUACUUGAUAGCCAUUAUUACUGUGGACAUCUUUCUGCUGGCUGGGCCUUUCUCUGUGCAUACCAUCAGUCAAAUCUACUGUUGGCGCGUGUCUGCAGUCACAAAUCUAACUACCGCAUGUUCGCUUUCACCCAAGCCAUUUUUUAAUUGAUCCUGGAUCAAUAUCUGUGAUUUGCAGAUAUUUCAGAGCAAAGUGUAAUGGGGGUUUUGAGCAGGAGUGUGAAUAUUGACAUUGCCAUUCCCCUGCUGUACUACUGAAGUCAGUCUUCUCUAAAUUGGUGUAAUUACCUGUUCAGAACCUGUAUUACAUAUCUUCUCAAAGUAGAAGUGCUGAUCUAGGACCAGUUUUCCUCCUGUCGUAUUCAUGAUCUGAAGGGCAAAGCUGGUCCUAAAUCAGUACUCCUACUCUGAGACACUUUGUUGGAUACAGAGCUCUACACCACAUGGUUCCUAAAACUGAAACCGGAGUGAUGUGUCUAAACGUCUGAUUAAAUUCUGGAGCCUAAUCUCAGCGAGCUAUCUGACCAAACCUGCAUGUGACUGCUGCUGUUAACACGUACACACACGCUGGCUCAGAGGGAAACCGACAUGGACACUUUGGUUGAGGACAAUAGAAUCUGCUACGUGGGCAGACAGUGAGUGUAAAAAUCCAUGUGUUGAUUUUCUUUGAGUACAGGACCAUUGUUUUAGGCCAGAGCCAUAUAUUUACAUAUUGCUCUGCAGGACUGAAAGCUCUCGUGGAUGAUCUUGAUUUAAGGAGCUGGCUGUUGAAAAUGCAUAUUGACUGCGCUAUCACCAAGUGGCCUAUAAAUGGGCUAGUAAAUGAAAUUCAGCAUCACUUCCACCCGCUGUGUAUGUGUUGGGAAACUCUCAUUAGACAUUUUGCACUGUGGUUAUUGCUUGUGUGCAUAAAGGCACACCCAAGGCAUCAUUAAAAUCCAUCAGCUUCACCCCCCCCCCCCUACCCCAGCAGCCUCCUACAGUCUGUAUGUGGCAGCCUCUUCCUCUCCUUAAACUGUAUUCACUCCACCGUGUGUGUGUGUGUGUGUGUGCAGCGCAUCAGCCCAAAGCUUUCUUGCUCAGUGCUAUCUGUUAGACUUGCCUUUGGUCUUAAGAGAGGUCCUAUAAAAUCAGAUUUAAGUAUUUCAGGGUGAAAAUUCAUUCUGUUUUCUCUUUUGUUAAUGUUUAAUUGAGAAGGUUUUUGGGAAAGCCUUUCCAUCUAUUCGCAGACAGUUAUCAUUUGCAUUAUCGUUAACGGCUACACAAAGAGUAGACUAGACAUAGGCGCACAACGUGCACACGGGCAUUCUUGUGUACAUUUUGUUCAUGUCUUAUGAUUAACAUGGGCAAAUAAUGAAGUUCAAUACAUUUACUUGAUUUUCUAAGUUCAAUACAUAUUUUGAAUGUUGCUGAAUUUGGAUUUAAUGUCUGCAUUACAUGAUUCUGUCCAUGUUUUCUGCCACUCAAAUUUUAUAGAGCUGUCUGGGACUGGUCUGGGUGGGGAGGGGAAAACUGAAAACUAGCUGUUACUGGCGGAGAGGGUUGGAACUCUUUCUUAUUGGUCUAUUAACUAGUUUAGCACUUGGUUAUUUAUUUAGCCUUGAUGCCACCAGGCAGGCCAAAACUCCAUCCCACCAAAAACAGGCUAAUUUUAGGCGGUCUCAAAGUAUUAUUCCAACCUCGGUGUGGAGAUAUACACUACCGUUUUAAAAGUUUGGUCUCUUAGUAAUGUCCUUUUGUUUUUGAAAGAAAAGAAAAAAAAUGUGAAUUUUUUAAAAUUACAUCAAAUUGAUCAGAAAUGCAGUGGAAACAUUGUUAAUGUUAUAAAUGGCUAUUGUAGCUGCAAACGGCUGAUUUUAAAAUUAAGGGUUUUAUUGAAUAUCUACGGAGGCCCAUGAUCAGCAACCAUCACUCCUGUGUUCCAAUGGCACGUUGUGUUAGCUAAUCCAAGUUUAGACAUUUUAAAAGGAUAAUUGUUCAUUAGGAAAGCCUUUUGCAAUUAUGUUGGUACAGCUGAAAACUGUUGUGCUGAUUUAAAGAAGCAAUAAAACGGUUCUUCUUUAGAUUAGUUGAGUAUCAGCAGUUUAUGGGUUCGAUUAAGCACAAAAUGGCCAGAAACAAAUACCUUUUUUUCUGAAACUCGUCACUUUUUAUUCUUGUUCUGAGAAAUGAAGGCCAUUCCAUGUGAGAAAUUGCCAAGAAACUGAAGAUCUCAUACAACGUUGUGUACUACUCCCUUCACAGAACAGCGCAAACUGUCUUUAACCAGAAUAGAAAGAGUGGGAGGCACCGGUGCACAACUGAGCAAGAGGACAAGUACAUUAGUCUAGUUUGACAGACACCUCACAUGUCCUCAACUGGCAGCUUCAUUAAAUAGUACCCGCAAAACACCAGUCUCAACGUCAACAGCAAAGAGGUGAUUCUGGGAUGCUGGCCUUCUAGACAGAGUUGCAGGCUGGCCAAUAAAAAUAAAAGAUUAAGAUGGGCAAUAGAUCUCAGACACUGGACAGAGGGAUGCUGGCCUUCUAGGCAGAGUUCCUGAGUCGCCUCUUCACUGUUGACAUUGAGACUGGUGUUUUGCGUGUACUAUUUAAUGUUAUGUUACAGCCUUAUUCUAAAAUGUAUUAAACACACCACCCCAUAAUGACAAAGCGAAAAUGGUUGAUUUGUUUGCCAAUUAAAUAUCUGAAAUAUGUUAUUUAUAUAAGUAUUCAGAUCCUUUGCUAUGAGACUCAAAUUAGCUCAGGUGCAUCCUGUUUCCAUUGAUUAUCCUUGAGAUGCUUCCACCCAUGGUAAAUUCAAUUGAUUGUACAUGAUUUGGAAAGGCGCAAACACACACUUGUCAUUUCUGCAGCAUUGACGAUCCCCAAAAACACAAUGGUCUCCAUUCUUAAAAGGAAGAAGUUUGGGACCACCAAGUCUCAUCUGAGAGCUGUCCACCUGGCCAAACUGAGCAAUCGGGGAAGAAGGGGUUCUUGGUUACCUCCCUGACCAAGGCCGAUGGUGACUCUGACAGAGCUCUAGUGUUCAUCUGUGGACAUGGUUUCCCUUCUGGAAGGUUCUCCCCAUCUCUGCAUCACUCCACCACAUCAGGCCUUUAUGGUAGAGUAGCCAGAUGAAGCCAGUCCUCAGUAAGAGGCACAUGACAGCCCGCUUGGAGUUUGCCGAAAGUCACCUAAACUUCGACCAUGAGAAACAAUAUUCUCUGGUCUGAUGAAACCAAGAUUGAACUCUUUAGCCUGAAUGCCAAGCUUCACAUCUGAGGGAAACCUGGCGUGGCAGGUGGCAGCAUAUAAUGUGGAGAUGUUUUUCAGCGGCAGGGAUUGGGAGACUGGUCAGGAUCGAGGCAAAGAUGAACAGAGCAAAGUACAGAGAUCCUUGAUGAAAACCUGCUCCAGAGCGCUCAGGACCACAGACUGGGGCGAAGUUUCACCUUCCAACAGGACAACGACCCUAAGCAUACAGCCAAGACAAUGUAGGAGUGGCUUCAGGACAAGUCUCUGAAUGUCUGUGAGCGGCCCAAUUAACAGGUGCAGUUGCAAAGACCAUCAAGCGCUAUGAUGAAACUGGCUCUCAUGAGGACCGCCACAGGAAAGGAAGACCCAGAGUUCAUUAGAGAGUUACCACCCUCAGAAAUUGCAGACCAAAUAAAUGCUUCACAGAGGAGAAGUAACAGACUCAUCUCAGAAUCAACUGUUCAGAGCAGACUGGGUAAAUCAGGUCUUCAUGGUCAAAUUACUGCAAAGAAACCACUGCUGAAGGACACCAUUAAUAAGAGACUUGCUUGUGCCAAGAAACACGAGCAAUGGACAUUAGAACGGUGGAAAUUUGUCCAAAUUGGAGAUUUUUGGUUCCAACCGUUGUCUUUGUGAGACACGUUGUGGGUGAGCGGAUGAUCUCUGCAUGUGUAUUUCCAACCGUAAAGCAUGGAGGAGAUGGUGUUAUGGACCAGGAGGGAGGCAUGCUCAGGGCUUGGUUUGCAUCCCUCCUGGAGAGGGUGUCCGCAUUGCCGUGCUGGGCACCAGAACUGUAGAUGACAAAGAGAAUCGCUAUAAGGAUAGGAACCAGCGGGUGACACUGUCAUUCGUGUCCUUACCUCUUGCCACCCACAUAAGGGGGGGCAUGGUCAGUGAUCAGGGUGAACUUCCUCUUGAGGUAAUACAUGAGGGUGUACAGUGCCCACUUCACGGCGAGGCACUCCUCGACAAUCAAGGAGCUUUCUGCUGACAUACAUGAGGUGCGCCUUGCCUUCCUGCUCUUGGGACAAGACAGCCCCUACCCCUGUGUCAGACGUGUCUGUCUGGACCAGGAGGUGUUUUGAGAAGUCCAAGGUGAUGAGUACCGGUUGCGACACAGUCUGGGGUAGACGUGCCUUCAUUAGGUCUGUGAGGGGAGAAGCUAUUGUGGCAUAGUUCGGUACAAAUUGACUGUAGUAGCCUGCUAACCCCAGGAACGACUUCACCUGCCUCUUGGGUCGGGGGACCAGCCAUUCCCUAAUGGCAGUGUUUUUUUUUUUCCUCUUGCGGCUUCACAUUUCCCCUUCCGAUUUGAAAAUCCAGGGACUCCAGCUCGGCGUAGCCCAGCUUUCACUUGUGGGGGUUUGCGGUUAGCACCGCAUCCCUUAGUGCGUCCACCACUGCCUGUAACCUACAGAGAUGGGACUCUCAACUGUCACUGUGCACGAUUGUCAUCCAAAUAAGCAGCAGCUUACUAAGUGCGGGCGCAGGACGGUGUCCAUGAGUCGCUGAAAGAUUGCUGGGGCCCCAUGGAGUCCGAAACGAAGAUCCCGGUAGUGGUAUAGACCCCCUGAGGUGGAGAAGGCGGUCUUCUCACAGGAGGUCGCUGCCAACGGAACCUGCCAGUACCCCUUCGUUAAGUCCAGGGUGCUGACUUAUCUUGCCUUCCCCAAGCGGUCGACCCGGGGCAUGGGGUAGGCGUUGAAUUUACUGACCUCGUUCAGGCCCUGAAAGUCAUUGCAGAAGCGGACGGUUCAGUCCGGUUUCGGUACCAGCACUAUAGGGCUAGACCACUCACUGUGACUCCUCCAGUACCUCCAUCUCUAGCAUUGUCGUCACUUCCCGCUUGACCGGUGCUCUCCGUGCUUCCGGUAUGGCCGUUUACUCACUUUUUCACUCGGACGUUUGGUGAUAUGAUGUUCCACAAGAUCCGUGGGCCCUGGCACCUCGGACAACACUGCCGUAUUCCGCUGAACCAACUUUCUGAGCUCUUCCAGCUGUCCACGGGGCUGAUGGCCAUACAGGAACUCAAUGUCGAAGAACCCAGUGGACGCUUGGGGUACCUCGCGAACCGGGAACAUCAGGUGGGGUAUCAGCUGGUCCCAGUUCCUCCUGUCUCUCGAUGACCUUCUUCAGCAUCUGCUUUAGGGAUCUUAUUGAAGUGUUCGACUAGCCCGUCUGUUUGUGGAUGGUACACGCUGGUCCUCACCUGUUUGAUUCGUAAUAGAUUGCAGACUUUCAUUACAUGUGACAUGAAUGCAGUGCCCUGGUCAGUCAGAAUUUCCCGCGGAAUUACCCACCUGGCAGAAUAAAUGGAAGAGCUCCCGUGCGAUACCUUUCGCUGCCGCCAUGCGUAACAGGAUCGCCUCAGGAUACCGCGUGGCUUAAUCCACAAUUACCAGGAUGUAUUGGUGUCCCCUCGUGGUCUUCACCAAUGGACCCACCAAAUCCAUCGCCAUCCGCUCAAACGGCACCCCUAUAAUGGGCAAGGGAACUGAAGGGUUUCUAUAAUGUGCCCUCAGAGCUGUGAUCUGGCACUCCGGGCAGGUACGGCAGUAGUCCUCCAAGGCGUGCUUGACUCUGGGCCAGUGGAACCGUUUCCCGAUCUGCUCCCUGGUUUUCUCAAUCUGCUAGACUGUCCUAACAUACAGGGUGGGUAUGGCUAACAACUAUUUUGUCUCCCCUUUGUGCUUUACUACCUGUUACAAUAAAUUAUGCUUGAUGGCGAAGUUGGGUUAGCGUCACUCCCUUACCCCAGGUAACAGCAUGCCAUCCACCGCAAUCACCUGGCCCCUCACAUUCUGGAGGUUGGGGUCUUCUCGAACGGCCCAUCCCGAACUGACCCGUGAGACUUUCCCAUGUCAGGAGGUCCGUCUGGUGCUUCCACCUCCAAGAAGAGGAGCCUGAGGUCCUCCUCAGACAAUGGCUCGCUUCCCGGCGCAUUCUCAUCUCCCUCAUCCGGGUUCAUCUCGGGCCCAGUGGACACCUCGCUGCGGGGCGUGGGUUGCACAGGUGACAGUCCUUUUUCCUCUCCUUCCUAACUCGUGUGCGCGCCUCCCCAGGUCCCUCCUCCACAGUGCCUGGAAAAGAGGGAAAUCUCUACCAGGGAGAAUGGGCACGGGCAGGAUAGAAACAGCCCCCACGCGCAUCUGGCACUCUCCCCUUGGGGUGGUUAUCUGCACUGGCACAGUUGGGUACCUCUUCGUGUCCCUGUGUACACACAACACUCAUCACUGGACACACGGCCACUGCGGGUGGGCCAGGGUAACCAUGCUGCCAGUGUCCAGUAGAGCACUGGUGUUGACGCCAUCGAUUUUUACAAGAAUCAUCGGCGGGGCUGUCUCGGUGUGCGCCCAACAGGUAACAAAACUCGCCAUCCAGUUUACCCCGGAGCUGGGGGAUGCGGAACUGAUUCGGGCUAGACUCCUGGGCCAUCCCAGCCUUCAACUGCGCUACCUCCUCUACCAGUCUGAGGUUUUGUUGGUGCUGCUCUUCCAGUGCUUGCUCCUGGAGUGCCUGUUACUUAUGCUGGCUAUGGAUAAACUGAGCCACCAGUCCCUUUGUACGCUUGACUCCACGGCACCCAAAGCUACUGAGUUGCCUGCAUUCUCCACCGUUUGUGGUAAACUGUGGGGUGUUGGGUUGAGCGUGCAGAGAUUAACACCGAGGGGGAGGUUCUACUCAGCAAACACGACUUUACUAGGCAAUACAAUUAAUAUAAUGAAAUCGCGUAGCUUUGGCUUGGUCCUUCUUCUCAGCUUCUGUUCUGUGUUUGUCUCCCUGUUCUCUCCCGCAGUGUGCCAGGGUGCUCCCUUUGUGGCCUCCACAGCUGGUUGGCACUCUCCCCUAAUUACCUCUACUUGGAGCCAUCCGUGUCGGGGUGCCCAGCCCGUGUACUCCCAGCAGAGGGAGCCAAUGUCGAUACCACAUAGUGGUAUCCCGGGAGGUCUACACCGGGGGUUGGUGAUAGGGGGGGGAGGUACGUGCCAUGACGUUGGCUCACGCUGCUGGGAGUACACGGGCUGGGCACCUGUGUACUCCCAGCAUAAAUAUUAUAAUAUUUUUUACCCCCAGAGGUUACUGUGAUUGCAGCAAAUCAUGAAGCUUUUUCCAUUUAUGAUUACACUUUCUUAAUGAUUUGUUUGUAAACAGACCAUUUGAAAACUCCUUCAUUAGCAACUCACUGACAUGUACCUGAAAACCUUUGUACAACACAGUACAAAAUCAGGCAUCCUUGAUAGAGUGAUGAUCAUUGCACUUGUCAUUUGCGGUGACUGAUUUUCCCCUCAAAUGACUUUCCUGCACAUCGAGUCAUCUUUUUAUCCCAAAUGGUAACCUGUUCCCCAUGUAGUUCACUAUAUAGGAAAUAGAGUACCAUUUGAGAAGCAGAUUUCUCUCUGUGAAUCACAAGGGCCUUGGUUAUUAUGCAACAAGCAAUUGUCAAGAAGGCAGACAGUAUAGAUGCUUGCUCUUACAAAGGAAUUACAAAGCAGUGCCAAUCCAGCUGUCACCAAAACCAAAAUAUGUCUACUACCAAUUGAAGAAAACACAGCCAAUCCAUGGCCUAGUGGACCAUUUUGUAAACGUGACGGACCAUAUCUUCCUCUUGUUAAAGUAACAGAGAGGCACCUCUUUCCAUUGCGCUGCUAGGGUUCAGAUGGUAGAUAUCAACAGAUGCAGGUCAACAGGCACAGAGAUAAAGAUUUGAGAAUGUCUAUGGUUACAUGUCAGUUCUGAUAGCUUCCAACAUUCCAGAGAAAAUGUCUCCCUCCCUCACCACUCCCUGUUCUCCACCCUCCUCUCUGUCUCCGCCUCUUUCUAAGUAGCUGUACGUGGGUGAUGUUUCUGACAUUUUCGGACUACUAAACAACUCUUGAUUUAGAACCAUGGAGAGUUAACGCAAGUUGCAAAAAAAAUAACAUGAGUUGCCUCUACUAUUCCAGCACCAUUUCAACAUCAAAUCACCUAUGCUUAGUCUAAUGCAGUGACAACUAAAAGAUACCAAAAGUACUUUUGUCCAACAUAAGCUAAAUAUGAUGUGGCUGGCCAUGGUUCUGAUUUCUGUGUGCGUUCGUGCAAGUAGAAAAAACAUGUUGACUCACCCUACUUGCAGAGAAACGCCAAUGCCAUCUUCUUUCAUGUUGGCAAAACCGUCUCUGACUCUGUCAUACAGUGCACGCUUUUCAUUUUUGUUGUCCUAACCUACUUGGCUAAAGUGCCUGCUCGCUAGCUUAACUUCCUUUUCAUGUGCAACAAUAAGACCGCUAGUUAACAUUGGCCUACUACAUCUAGCUACAUAUUGAUCUUCUAUCUCAGGCCAGGGGCACAACAAUGUAUGAAUUAAUGUUUGGAUCAAAAUCGCCUUUAUCAUUGGCCAGUACGGAGAAUUAAGUAUACCACAUGUCCAAAUCUGUAUCUCCAUUCAUGGCUAAUUUAGGAAGGGGCUAAUUUUAACUAGCUAGUUAGCCACCGGAGGACAAUGACACAACGAGAUGCAACAAUUCAAGUUUCCGUUGACACUAUCUCUGUGCGCCAGGACCAUUCAAAGUUGAGUUCAUUCAGUUUAGCCCAACACCGAUUGGAUAUUAUUUGAUACUUUUUAGCAAUGGAGGCCAAAUGCUCACUGGCUUCCCUUGCAUUCAAGCCUACAGGGGGCAACAAUGUCCUCCUAAUUUUGACCAGACAGAAUCCGAUAGAUGGGCUACACAUACAGAGGGGCGCUGUUUCGCUCGCUCAGAUGCUUUCUCCGGUGAAAUACAUUCAGCCUCUUGUGAAUUGAAGGGAAAUUAUGAAGCACAGAGAGGACUAACAAUAAAUUAAAGUUAAAAAUCUCUCUUGAUAAAUUUUUUUGGGGGCAGCCUGGCUCCCUUGGCAUCCAUGAAAACACACCGCUGCCUCCCUAUCCGUGUGUGUGUGUGUGUGUGUGUGUCUAACCCUAGUCUCGCUACGAGAUAUGAAGGAGAGUCUGAGGAGCUUGGUGGCGAAAGAUAAUUCUACUUUUCAAUUCACAUUACAACCUUGCCUUACCUUUUAUGACUGGAAACUUAACAUUCUUGGUCCAAAUCUCAGAUUGACCAUAAAUAUCACAGUAGCCUCUACUAGCCAGUAAUCACAAACUAUCCAACAAUGACAGACUUUUCAUAUUACAUAUGAAACACAACAUAUUACACUCUUGACUAAUGCAACAAUUCACAAGCAUGUAUGUGCUAGCAAUUAAAGGCUUUAUUUUCUCGUAUGUAGGCUACAUAUUACAUUUCAGCUUCAAGGCUAAAGCACAGAGGAUAUUACAGCAUGUCUUCAUCAAGUAACGUUAGCCUUAUAUCUGAAUAUAACAGUACAGGCUUAACUUACAACAUUAUAACAAACCAGGCUUUAUUUUUAUUAAUAUCGUGCAAGUCUUUACAUGUGGUAAAAGCAAAUUGCGACUGAAAAUGUGGGUAUAAGUGAAAGUCGAAUACCCGCCACCCAAAAUAUUAAAUGAAAUUCCUCAUGAUUUGUCAACAUGCAAAAUUUCUCUGCUUCUAAUCCAAACUAAGCUAGGAGGGUUAUUAAAAUACUGAUUGAAACAUGUUCUCAGAAAAUUAAAACCACCUAGGAAAACAUUCAGGGAACCAUCGUAAAACAUCCACAGUACUGAUGGGGUCAUGAUAGGGGCUGCACUAAAUGUUUGAUGUAUUAUAAUAAUUGGUUAUUCUUAUGUUGUAUUAAUAGAAGGGGUGGGGCUAUGGGACCCCUCUACAUUUAUAGGGUCCUAGACUACAGAUGAACAAUAUAUAUAUUCAUUGUACGGUUUAAGAAUUGUUCCAAUCUUUUCUAAGUCUCUGCUUCUUAUAAAGAAAAUUUAUUAUUAUUAUUAUAUUAUUAUUAUUAUUAUAGAAAUGGGGUCUGUGAGAAAGCAUUACAAAUAUGAACAAAGAGCCCUGCAGGGGAGUAGAAGAGAUAAGAGGCUAGUCAGACAUACCUCUAUAAAUCAACUUGGAGGAGUGGACAUUUACUGCCGAGGCCUUAGAAAACACUGGAACUAUUGUAUCUCUUGCAAGUUAGUAUAGCUGUGUAUAUGCAUGGGCUUGGUCUGAGGAGUAGCAGGUAUGCAAUGACAUCACAGGGGGUUGACUACAGGCAUGAUAAAAGCAACUUGGACUUUUCCUAUGGGGCAGAACUCAUGAGAGACAUCAGUUGUAUGGGUGAUGUUUGAUCUUUGACUUCUGUCUACAGCUGUAUUUUGAUUAAAAUUGUUAUGAUUUAUAAGUGCA
Oncorhynchus keta (chum salmon) is the source of this 10888-nucleotide messenger RNA. Its product is annotated as sin3 histone deacetylase corepressor complex component SDS3. Gene Ontology annotation, cellular component: Sin3-type complex. The transcript has 2 exons. The coding region runs from base 6558 to 7721 and encodes 387 amino acids. The record is from RefSeq and is a predicted model, not a curated record. NCBI's taxonomy places the organism in Eukaryota, Metazoa, Chordata, Actinopteri, Salmoniformes, Salmonidae. Gene Ontology annotation, molecular function: histone deacetylase binding. Gene Ontology annotation, biological process: negative regulation of transcription by RNA polymerase II.